Messenger RNA from Necator americanus (New World hookworm), 1053 nucleotides. RefSeq lists its product as uncharacterized. Gene Ontology annotation, biological process: proteolysis. Gene Ontology annotation, molecular function: metalloendopeptidase activity. NCBI's taxonomy places the organism in Eukaryota, Metazoa, Nematoda, Chromadorea, Rhabditida, Ancylostomatidae. The coding region runs from base 1 to 1053 and encodes 350 amino acids. The transcript has 8 exons. The record is from RefSeq and is a predicted model, not a curated record.
AUGAGCGGUUACGCUGGAGGCGGCGGCGUGCAGCUAAUGGUUAGGAUCGUGGUGGAACCACGGGGAACUGCGCCUAUAGGUGGUGCUAGCAAAGGUCCCCUCACGAUUGUAAUUGUUAGCUUCACCGCACCGCGUCGAGCGCUGAAAUUAAGCAACUGUAUCGAGCUUCAUGUCGUUUUGACUAUGGCACAUAUCAUUGCCAUAGAAUUAGAAACUGAGCGUGUAUUGCUGUCUGGAAUCAACCCACAGUCCCAGGGUUUUGUGUUCACGGAUAAACUGCAGUUCUUGACGGACCCCAUUCAUCUUGAAAAACAGGAGAGAGACGAUAUAGCACAUCUUCGAGAUGUCUAUGGGAUUGCGAUCUACAAUGAGGAUAAAGUGCGUAACGAACUCCCACCGGAUUCUCCACAUAAAGCAAAUAUGAAAGUGAUAAGAGAUGCGAUGAAAAUUAUUAAAAAGAACACCUGCGUGCUAUUCAAAAAACGAAGCGGUGAAAAAGACAAUGCUGAAGUUCGAAACGAACUCAACGAGGGGAGUAAGGGCUCGGUUUCUUUCUCGCUCAAGGUCGCCAAUCAACCUCACUGGAUUGGCUUAGUGGCAUCAGGAGUUUCCGAAAGCGGGUUGCACUAUGGGCUAAGGUAUGAUACUGACGGAAACCUUAGGCAUAUCAGCGCACGGUUGAGUGAAAAUGUUCGUGAUAAGCGAGAACAAGCACCAUGCACUGAAAUUGACACUGUAGGGUUCUCUCACGAUCAUUAUGAGGUUCGUAGUGUAGGUUACCACGCUGUGUUGGUUACCACGGAUUUCAACGACCAGUUUCCAAAGGCUCUGCGGCCUGAUUUUGAUAACUACGGAACGCCGUAUGACUACCUGUCUAUCAUGCGUUAUGGCAAGAACGCAUUCGCGAAACCAGGAACAAUCACUCUGGAAACAUUAGAUCCCGAUUAUCAGGAUCUCAUUGGAAAAGCAAAGCUUCCUUCGAAAAACGACUACAAGAAGAUCUGCCGCAUAUACAACUGCAACCACUGCAAUGGGAAAAAGAUGAAACACUGA